Molecule: messenger RNA, 906 nt
Organism: Staurois parvus
Lineage: Eukaryota; Metazoa; Chordata; Amphibia; Anura; Ranidae
Source: the annotation of a GenBank genome assembly
AUGAGGGUCUGGAUCUUCUUCGUCUUGUGCCUGGCUGGCAAAGCACUAGCUGCACCUCAACAGGAUGCUUUGCCGGAAGAGGAGGAGGUGAUUGAAGAUGUUGUGACAGAGGCAAUUGUUGGAGCAAAUCCUGUGCAGGUAGAAGUUGGCGAAUUUGAUGAAGCAUUUGCUGAAGAGGAAGAGGAGGAAACUACAUCUGAGAAUCCAUGCCUUAACCACCACUGCAAACAUGGCAAGGUGUGUGAAGUCGAUGAGACCAACAAACCAAUGUGUGUAUGCCAAGAUCCUUCUACCUGCCCCGAAAGUGUAGGAGAGUUUGAGAAGGUCUGUGGUACUGACAACAAGACUUAUGACUCUUCAUGCCACUUCUUUGCCACCAAGUGCACCUUGGAGGGCACAAAGAAGGGCCACAAACUGCACCUUGACUACAUUGGACCAUGCAAAUUUAUUCCUGCUUGCAUGGAUUCUGAGCUCACUGAAUUCCCUCUGCGUAUGCGCGACUGGCUGAAGAACGUCUUGGUCAGCCUGUAUGAGCGCGAUGAGAACAACAACUUACUCAACGAGAAGCAGAAGCUGAGGGUAAAGAAAAUGCAUGAAAACGAGAAGCGUCUGGAGGCUGGAGACCACCCCGUUGAGCUGCUUGCUCGUGACUUUCAGAAGAACUACAACAUGUACAUCUUCCCAGUUCACUGGCAGUUUGGACAGCUGGACCAGCAUCCCAUUGAUGGAUACCUCUCCCACACUGAACUGUCUCCUCUCCGUGCCCCCCUCAUCCCUAUGGAGCACUGCACCACCCGUUUCUUUGAGGAGUGUGAUCUCGACAGCGACAAAUACAUUGCAUUGGAUGAAUGGGCUAAAUGCUUUGGAAUCAAGGACGAGGACGUGGAUCAAGACAUGAUCGUCUAA